This is a messenger RNA of Priapulus caudatus, 1556 nucleotides long. RefSeq lists its product as uncharacterized. The coding region runs from base 163 to 1137 and encodes 324 amino acids. The transcript has 10 exons. Lineage: Eukaryota; Metazoa; Priapulida; Priapulimorpha; Priapulimorphida; Priapulidae. The record is from RefSeq and is a predicted model, not a curated record.
CUAGUCUAGACAGUAUACUCACUAACUCAGUAGACUCUAGAUACUCUAGCCUCUAGGCCUAACAAAGUCUAAGCCUAUGGGCCAGCAACGAGCACCAGCGUAGCUGCAUGGCCCAUUACAUGCAAUUUAAAGUUCUUGUGACAUAUGAUACUGCGAUAAAAAAUGAUGUUCAGUGACAGAGAGUCAAAGGCUGCUAGAGCAAUACAGGCAGCAUGGAAGAGACAUCAAAAUAAACUUUUAUUUUCAAUGCUGAAGAAUGUAUUGUGCAGCAUGGAAAGCUGCUUGCCAUGUGAUAUUCUUGCGAAACUUAAUCCAGCCGAAUCACUAUUGCUAAAGGACAAGAUAUUUACAACAAAAGUGCGCUUCAGGUUUGGAGGAGAAGAGUUUCCACCACAAAUCUACUAUAAGCUGUUUUGUGACGCAGCUGGUACUGCAACCCAAUAUAUCACAGCAAAGAAGGUUCUUAGAUUAGACUCCAAGGGUGCAUUAGAUGCCUGCAAGAUGAUCGGAAACCGAGAAUUCUAUAGCCAGCUGUUAGUUGAUGUCUGUAAUAAUAUGGAAAGAAAGAUAACCGACGAAAUAGAUGUUGUUACCAUAAAAGACUAUAUGAAAUACCAAAGCAAUUUGGAUGAAUAUCCAGCUUAUAUGGGAGGAAGAGCAAAUAACUGGAGAAAACUUAGCUUAGAUGAUGUUCCCAGAUGGACGAUGUUUCACGACGUACUGGAGUUUGUGAACAGCAAGCGGAUGUCCCCGGAGCUGCGAGCUAGCUUCCAGGCCAUGCACGCGCAGCCUCCAUCACAGAGCCUGCAACUGCAGCAGCUGUGGCUUCUCGCAAGAUCUACGACGUCGCCAGAUGGCGUUGCACAUGUAAGGCGGUUAAUAACUCCAGGAUUAUCCGGUGCGUAUCUCCCAGGCCGACGGUCACAGCAAGCGAUGAAGCGAGCAUCGAAGCUAAGAGAUGUCUAUACCUUAAACAAUAAGAUGGCAUGCGAUGAGCUCAUCGCUGAGAAUAGCAGUGAGCGUGAUGCGGAUGACAAUGAUAACAGUGACUGGGAGGAUAAGGAUGCGGAAGAUCUAUACCAGUGGACGAAGAAUCUCUCUAUCAACAACCUCGGCUCACCUCAUUCCAUGUUUUAGUUUGCCAGUUUUCAUGUGAAAACGUUAUUUUCGAUACAAUCUGUGUGUAAAGCUGGUUUAUUUUUUUACAUGGUAGUAUAGCUAGGUUUAGACGAAUGCAGGUUAACAUUUAAAUUCAAUCUAUUUCUGACGUACAGCAUUUGUAAUAUAUUAUCCUAUGCAAACAUGAAAAAUGACAGAUUAAUGAGCAGAUACUUAUAAUGGCUUAAUAAGUUUUCUAUGUGCAUGAUGUCAUUUAGAAAUUACACAGAAACAAAUAACACAAAGAUUAUUAAAAAAACGAGUUUAUAAGGGGAUCAUUUUUAUUCAACGAGUAUAAGGUCAAAAUCUUCAUUUUGAAAAAGAAAAAAGAAAAUUCGUUUGGAACUAAAGAGUUUUGUAAAUUCAAUCUAAGAUUCUAAUCUAGAUCGACAAGUUUU